AAGCGACCUCAACGCCCAGUCAACGCCCAAAGGUAACGGUCUACAGGAGGCGGGAUACUAAUCAUGGCCGACUCAGCAGCACCCAUCACCAUCCGGACGCGCAAAUUCAUCACCAACCGUCUCCUUGCUCGCCGCCAGUUCGUCGUGGAUGUCCUCCACCCGUCGCGGGCAAACGUCCCCAAGGCCGAGCUCUCUGAGCAGCUCGCCAAAGUCUACAAGACCGAAAAGACGCGCGUGAUUACGUUCGGCUUCCGGACGCAAUUCGGUGGUGGACGCAGCACGGGCUUUGCGUUGAUCUACGACGACGAGGAGUCGCAGAGGAAGUUCGAGCCCAAGUACCGAUUGAUUCGGGCUGGCCUUACCACUGCGCCACCGAAGACGAACCGCAAGCUGCGGAAGGAGCGCAAGAACCGUGCGAAGAAGCUCCGUGGCACCAAAAAGUCCAAGGCCGCCGAACCUCCCAAGAAGGGCAAGUAGGGGUUGGGCGUGCUGUAUUUUAUUUGGGCUUUCGUCAUCGCUUGCAUUGCUUAUCGACCCACGCAAAAGCUGUACAUGCCUGUACCUUACCGCGUAUGCCCACCUCAUCUUUUUCUCUCGCUAUGAAUAUCAUGCGCAUGCGGAAUCCAUGGUACACGGUCUUUUGCGAGCCUCGCAUGCACUCGGUUGAUACAAUCUUUGUUCAAAGCUCCAAUCUCUGCGUGUGAGGUAUAAAUGGGACAAUCGUAGACUGCCGC
Molecule: messenger RNA, 734 nt
Organism: Postia placenta MAD-698-R-SB12
Lineage: Eukaryota; Fungi; Basidiomycota; Agaricomycetes; Polyporales; Adustoporiaceae
Exons: 4
Coding region: 64-477 (137 amino acids)
Biological process (GO): translation
Cellular component (GO): ribosome
Molecular function (GO): structural constituent of ribosome
Source: RefSeq, a predicted model, not a curated record